Molecule: messenger RNA, 1494 nt
Organism: Lacerta agilis (Sand lizard)
Lineage: Eukaryota; Metazoa; Chordata; Lepidosauria; Squamata; Lacertidae
Product: endosome-associated-trafficking regulator 1-like
Exons: 7
Coding region: 3-1034 (343 amino acids)
Biological process (GO): positive regulation of cilium assembly; regulation of cytokinesis; positive regulation of protein localization to cilium
Cellular component (GO): recycling endosome; midbody; ciliary basal body
Source: RefSeq, a predicted model, not a curated record
CCAUGGCUGGGCACAGCCGCCUUCCCGCCGCGGGCGCAGCUUCCUUCGGCCACCAGCAGCCCUGGACGGGCCCCGCUGUUGGAUCUUCCAUCGCACGGGAGGAGGAAGAAGCCAACCCCUUCUCCUUCAGGGAGUUUGUGCGGAGCAAGAACCAGUAUUUGGCAGGCCCCGGCCUGGAGGAAGCAAAGGGGCUGAGCAGCGUUGCCCUGGCCUCCUCAGGGUCAAGCACCAGCAGCCCCAAGGAUUCCUCAAGGUUCUCACUCCUCCUGGACGACAGCCCCUCGUCCCCUGGGUCUUUGGAUGUGGCCUUCCACAAGCAGUUUCCCCCGGACCCAAUGGCAACUAACUCCUCGCUGGAAGAUGAAGACGAGGACAGCGAAUGGAGCAGCACCUAUCAGCCAUCAGCUGUUGAAGAGGCCCACCUGGGCAGGGUGCCCAGCACCUCCUUGGACAGCACCCGUGACUCUUUCUGCUGCGAUCCCUCUGACCUGUCUGAGCUCCAGAGGUUUACUCCGUGGAAGCUGGGGGCCAAGGAGGACCAGAGCUUGCCUGUGGAUGGAGCUGCCAGGGGGGACCACUUUUACCUGCCUCCUUGCCAGCCGACUUACGAAGAAUUAAAAGAAGACAAUUCCAAGUUGAGGAGUAAGAUCAGCCAUCUUCUAGCAGUUUCUGAGAGUCAGGCAGAGAGAAUCAAGCAGCUGGAAAGGACCCUGGAGGAGAGUCGGCAGAAAGAGGAGAAGGAGACCCGGGACUUGGAGGCGAUGGUGCAGCAGGUGGAGGAGAACCUUAAGCUGAUGGCGGUUCAGGUGGAGAACUACAAGUUAGAAAAUGAAGCCUUGAAAUCUAGCCACUCAGCUAACCUGGCCAUAGUGCAGCACAAUGCCAAGGCUGCCUUGCAGAAUCUCCUCACCGUCAUCACAAAGUCCCAACCAUCCAUCAGGCAGCUGCUCUCUGGCGCGAAAGAGCUGCAGAUGGUGGCUGAACUGCUGAAGUCACUGGACAAAAUCUCCGAGAUACCACAAGGGUCUUUCUAAUAAUUGUGGAACAGGACCUAAGGACUUAAGCAAAGGCUUAAUUGGGAAUUGGAGUUUGAAGGGGGAGGGGUGGAAGAAGCCUUUUUCCUGCCCAGGGGCUGCAGGACCUUGUGAAGGAUCACCAUCAGUGGUCAGUUCUGGAUGGGGGCAGGCAAAGCCACCUGUGCGCCCCCACACCUCCAGGUGCUUUUGAUGCUGAGACACAUCUUCUUCCUCACUGGUCUCUGCCAUCACUCUCCAGCUCCUCACUGGGUGCACCUCCUGGCUUCUCUCUCAUACCUUUGCAUCUGCUUUGCUUGUCUCAGCCACCCAGGGCUGAAUUGCUCUUGCCCCCCCCUGCCCCCCCAUGGGCUUCUCUUGCGACUGCAGUCUGCUUGCCUUUAUCACUGAAUGCACCAUUAUGUGUUGCUGGCUUCUAGUUAGAGAUGACUGCUCAGUAAAGACCCAGCAUGAAAACACU